GCAACAACAACAACUACCGCCGACGACCACGGGGAAAUUCCCACCUUGACCUCACCCCGCGAGCGAACUGAUGGUAAGCCUAGGGGUAUGCUAGGCCUAGACAGGAUUGAGUGGUUCGUGUUGGUAAAUACUGUAAUUAGAAAAUAAGUUUAUCCAAAUAUGUCAAAUCCACGUCAACGUAAACAAAGACUUCAGGGUGGUGCCUUUGGCAGAGGGGCUGCAAGACCAGGAGCAAAACCAAGAGGACUUCCAGAUCCAGAACCAGAGUCAUUGGUAAAUAAUGAAAAUGGAUCCAUCAGCAGGUUUGCAGGACAACAGAUGGGGGUAGCUGGAGGCCAGAGUCUCACUUACGAAGAUCCAAACAUUGAUAGAAGGGCACCUACAGAAUACGAGCUAAUCGAGGAUAAAGGAACAUAUGUAAUCAGUGAGAAACCUUCUGGGCCAGCCAUAAUUGAAUUGUAUCCAGAUUUUUUAAGUGAAGAUGAAGCUCUAGGCAUAUUUAACUCUUUAUGUAGCGCUUUGCCAUGGUCACAAAAAAUCAACAAAAAGGAUGAUUUCACAUUUAUGGAGCCCAGACUAACUGUCUGGUAUGGUGAUAUCCGUUACAAGUAUUCCGGAGUAACACAAGAAGCCACAAAAUCGUGGCAUCCUGUACUAGAAGAUUUACGUGAAAGAAUAACAAAAAAAACUGGUUUGAAAUUCAACUCCAUGCUUGGGAACUUGUACAGAGAUGGACAUGAUAGUGUAGCAUGGCACAGUGAUAACGAAUAUUCUCUUGGUACGAAUCCUACAAUUGCUUCGUUGUCAUUUGGUGAAACUCGUGCUUUUCAACUACGGAAAAAUCCUGAGAAUUUCGAAGACACUUACGAGUUUACAGAUAAAAAGCAAAUUAACCUGACCAACGGGUGUCUGUUGCUGAUGAAGGGCGCUGUACAGGAAGAUUGGCAGCAUCGAGUACCAAAGGAAUACCAUGACAGACGGAUGAGGAUUAAUUUGACGUUCAGAACAAUUUAUUCUGAGUGAUUUAUUAUCCACCACAUAGCGUUGUACAAACCAUGAAAAUCUGGAAUUAAUGGCUUCAGUAUUCUAAAAAAAAUAAUUAAUAUUGAGAUAAUAGUUAUAUAUUAUAUAUUUAUUAUAUUUAAACAUUAUUAAAUAUACAUAAUACUUCGCAUCACAAGGGCACACAUCUCAAAGUAGGAUACGCAGAAAUUUGUUUUCAAAGUGUUAAAAAAAGUUCCAGUGAAACAAAAACUGUAAAAUUAUGAGAUAAGGCACUGACAGCUUCAGUAAUUUCAGAGAAAUGUUUAACAAGACUACAUGAAUUUAGAUGGAAGGUGCUAAUAGAAGAGUUAAUGUUUGCAAAAUUUGCAUUAAAACUGUCAAUGAGUUCGUAAUUGUAUUGGACGUUGUCCACAAUGACCUCGUCUUCAUCUCAUAUUAGACUGUUUAAUUUGAUAUCUGAUGGGUCAAACAUAAGGCUUACUUUAAUCAAGUUUGUGAUGAAGAAAGAAAAAAAAUAUUUUAUGCACAAAUUCACAAUCAUCAACAAUACUGUUAAAAGGAGAAACCACAUCUAUACAGAAGCAAGUCAAGAUGAACAUUAAUGAAAAAACAAAGAGUGUGAACAGAUUGGACACCAAUUUAAUAAGUGAAUGGAUAUUCCCAAUAAUUUAAGUAUGAUUCAAUAACCUUUGAUUGUUUAAUAUAAUAAUAUCAAUACGCCAUCGGAAUAAUAUAAUUAUGCCUAUGGUUGACUUAAGAAUUUGAAUGAACCUUUUAUUUUCCCAAGUGGACUGUGUUGACUAGAGAAUGUAACAUUUUGGAAGCCUCUCUUUUUUCGUAUCUCGCAUUGUAAUUUUCAUAUGAAACACUGAAGUCCAAAUAAUAUUGACUUGUUCUGAAGACAAUCCAAAAAACAUGUCAAAUGCAUGAAUUUUGCAAAAAAUCUCUUUCAAAUGGAACUUUUAAUGCUAAAAUUAAGACAAUUUGAGAAACAUUUUUAAAGAAUGAGAGUGCCAUUUCUGAGCAUGUACAGCAGUGGUGGUGCCAGUUGAGGGUCGGGGGGGCACAGAACCCCUGUUGGUAAACACUGUCGCCAAACAGCAACCUAUUUUGUUUUGGUAAACUGCUCUAAAAAUGGUUUUAGUUUAACUGUUCUAGGCAUUUAGAAGUGCCUGUUCUUAAGAUUGUUCCAAACACAAGGGGUGGGGGUGUGGCUGAGGUAAAUUUGUUCUUUGGUGGGGAACUUGUACCUCAUGUCGGACUCUCUUCGUCUGGGAAUUUCUGGUGCCAGUGUAAAAAAUUGUUUCAUUCAAAUUUUGGUUUUUCAGUUGUUGAAUAGGAUAACUACAUUAUUCUGUAUUUAAUUUACCUUAAUAUGAAGGUAGUUAGAGCCAGCAAAACUUGUGUUCCAAUAAAAUUACACCAGUAGAAAAAGA
This is a messenger RNA of Anneissia japonica, 2441 nucleotides long. Its product is annotated as alpha-ketoglutarate-dependent dioxygenase alkB homolog 3-like. Gene Ontology annotation, biological process: DNA repair; DNA alkylation repair. The record is from RefSeq and is a predicted model, not a curated record. Gene Ontology annotation, molecular function: dioxygenase activity. Gene Ontology annotation, cellular component: nucleus. The transcript has 8 exons. Lineage: Eukaryota; Metazoa; Echinodermata; Crinoidea; Comatulida; Comatulidae. The coding region runs from base 160 to 1023 and encodes 287 amino acids.